Adineta steineri is the source of this 2109-nucleotide messenger RNA. The record is from the annotation of a GenBank genome assembly. Lineage: Eukaryota; Metazoa; Rotifera; Eurotatoria; Adinetida; Adinetidae.
AUGUCUGCCUAUUUGUCUUCACGCACCAGUAAUGAAACUACAACGUGUCAAGAAGAGUUUGAAAAGAUCAUUGCUGGAGCAUUACAAUUCGAUUCAUGGGCACUUAAAAUAAUCGAUGCAUGGGGAAAACCAUUACCAUCAGGUUUGCUUAGAGGAAACGUGUUUUGGACGGGUAACUACGAUGAAUGUGUUCAACCGAUGUAUUUGGUCGAUAAUAAAUCAUUCGUUGUACAACCCUUCGACACUCAGCAUUGUACUUUAUUUCCUAUAUCAUCAACGACAACAGAUCUUCUGGAGAUAUUUAACGGCAUAACUCUUGGCAUGUGUGUUCCUUCAUCAUGUGAUCGACAAUCAGUAGCAUUGCUAAUUCAAUCAUUCUUUACCUUUAGUAAUAUUACUGAAGAUUACCUUGACUGUUCGAAUGAUCCUCCAAAUGGACAGAAAAAUUUUACUGGAGGUGCCAUAGCUACGUGUAUCAUUCUCUCCUUACUUGGUCUUCUUGUUCUUAUCGGAACUAUCAUUGAUUUAAUAAUUACUGUACGUCUAAAAUCUGAUCAAAAUGUUGUUAGACAUGAUUCUCGUCCGGAUGUUGAAACGUUAGAGAUGAAAUCGAUGACUACGCCACACUAUUCAGAUUUGACACAACGACCAUUAUUAGAAUCAACACCUCGUAGAAUAUUCCUUGCUAACUUUUCAGCUCUACGUACUCUACGUCGAAUAUUUACAAUGGAAAAGAAAGAAGAUGAAAAUUCAUUUGCAUUUAUCAAUGGUCUUCGGGUUUUAUCUCUUUUCUGGGUUAUCAUCGGUCAUUCAGUUUUAGACAGUCUAGCUUACACAAGUAAUGUAGUCGAUGUUUUAUCUUGGACAAAGAAUAUUUUCUUUCAAUUAAUCAUCAAUGCAACAUUCACAGUAGAUACAUUUUUUGUAAUAAGCGGUUUUUUAACGACUAUUGCAUUUGUUCGACAAGUGAAGAAAGAAAAACUCUCCUUUCGUCUCAUGGUUCUCUACUAUGUCCAUCGUUAUAUCCGUUUGACACCGGCUUUUCUUCUACUUCUAUCAGUCAGCAUCAAUUUGACACCAUACUUUGGCCAUGGACCAUUUUAUCCUACUCAAACAGGAUUUGAACCAGAAGCUUGUCGCAAUCAGUACUGGUGGACAUCGAUAUUCUAUAUUGGCAACUUAAUCGAACCGAGUCAAAUGUGUUUCACUAUUUCAUGGUAUCUUUUCAAUGACAUGCAAUUUUAUUGGAUUGCUCCAUUAGCUCUCAUACCAUUUGUCAAAGGACGAAAAUGGAUUGCUUUUAUGAUGACUAUUAUUUUUGUUCUCGUUGGUAUUAUGUCGAUUCUUGGUAUUCUUCUUCACUAUCCCAAUAUGACGGUUAAUUCAUUUGAUGAAUUUCAAUUCGCACCUGGUAAAAACUUUUUCAAUACCAUAUAUGUUACUCCAUGGUGUCGUAUUUCUGCUUAUGCUAUUGGUCUUCUCACUGGCUUUCUGCUCAUUACUAUGGGAAGAACAUAUCGUUUCAAUGUUUAUUCAAAACUAAUUGGUACUCUUCUGGCUAUUGCUAUUUGUUUAACAUGUCUGUUCUCAGUAUAUCAUGAAUAUGCCAACGAACCUGGACUAAACCGUGCAUCAUUAGUUACCUAUCAAUGUUUAUCUCGCACCGGCUGGGCUCUUGCCAUUGGUUGGCUCAUCUUUCUAUGCAGUAGCAAUCAAGGCGGAAUACAAACUUUGGCGCAUGAUCUUUUAACGGUGACGGUUUUCUUUCUGAUGACUUUGCAACAUGGUCUGCAGCAGCAUACAGUUUUACGUACACAACAGCAUGGGCCACAACAACAUGAACCACAGCAGCAAUCACAACAUGGAUCACAACAACAAUCACAGCAAGGAUCGCAGCAAGAGCAACAACAAGGAUCACAGCAUGUACUACAACAUGAUUUACAGCACGAACCACAUCCGCAACCACAUCCACAACCACAACCGCAUCCACAACCGCAACCACAUCCACAACCACAACCGCAUCCACAACCGCAACCACAUCCACAACCACAACCGCAUCCACAACCGCAACCACAUCCACAGCCUGGCAUAUUAAUAGUAAUAAUGUAG